Rotaria sp. Silwood1 is the source of this 1032-nucleotide messenger RNA. The record is from the annotation of a GenBank genome assembly. Lineage: Eukaryota; Metazoa; Rotifera; Eurotatoria; Philodinida; Philodinidae.
AUGGCUUUAUAUUCAGCUGAAGAUGCUAAAUAUCUCAAGAGACGUAUUCGUGGUGGUCAGAUUGAUGUUCAUCCAACUGAAAAAGCACUUAUUGUUAAUUAUUCAAUUGAAGCAACAGUGCUCGAUGAAUAUCAAAAUACGAUGAUUGGAGACAAGAAAGAUGCACAGAAAAUAAUUCGUGUGAAAAGUCUUGGUCCAUCAACUGAUAUUCGAGCAUUAGCUAAAGAAGUAAUUAAUCGUUGUAAAUUAAUUCAUCCAACAAAAUUAUUAGAAGUUGAACAAUUAUUAUUCUAUUUACAAAAUCGUCGUGAUACAAAUUUACCAAGUGAUUCAACAACAGGUGGUUCACAAAAACCAAUAUCUGAUGAACUUGAACAACCAUCCAUUGAUACACAAAUUAAUGAAACAGCAUCAUUAAAUGAUAUUGAUGAUUAUGCUGAAAUGUUAUAUGAAAAUGUUCAAGAUAAAAUAAAAGGAUCAGCACUUAUUUUACAAUUAGCACGAAAUCCUGAUAAUCUUUCUGAGAUUAUACAAAAGGAAAGUGUUUUAAAUGUUUUAACACGUGUUUAUAAAGAAGAAUGGCAUGAAAGUAUUGAAUUAGCAACAAAUAUAGUUUAUAUAUUUUUUUGUUUUUCAUCAUUUACUGAUUUUCAUCCACUUGUAUCACAAUAUCGUAUUGGUGCACAAACAAUGACUAUUAUUGAAGCUGAAAUGAAAAAAUAUGAUCAAUGGAUGGAAGAAAUGGGUCGUGAACAAAAGAAAAAACAACGUGAUACUCGUGCAAACAUUACUAUUGACAAUAAAUAUAAAGUACUCAUACGAAAACAGGAACAAUUUUUACGAGUGGCAUUCUAUCUAUUAUUAAAUUUAGCGGAAGAUCUUAAAGUUGAAUUAAAAAUGCGUAAUAAAACAAUAAUUACACAACUUAUUCAUGCUCUUGAUCGUGAUAAUAAUGAUUUACUUAUUCUUGUUGUUUCAUUUCUAAAAAAAUUAAGUGUCUUUGUUGAAAACAAAAAUGAUAUGGUAAGUUGA